GGCGCAGGGCGGCGUCGCCUUCCAGCCUGGGCUGUUCCCAAACUCCGUUACGCACACGCGCUGUUGGGGCAGUUACUCAUCAGUGAGUCCAUCUUCUGCCGUGGAUUGUGAGAGAAUCUUGACCUAUCAAGAGAGCUGACCUUGCAGAAGCAGCCGUGGAAAACAAUUCAAACUUGUUUCUUUAAAAGCUUUCGAAGGAAGCCUGCUCCUGGAGCUGUCUGAAAGAAGAUGUCUUACGGUUCCAUUGAAGGGAGUGGGUUUGGAAGCCGGAACACCUUCGGAGGGCCUUCAAGACAAGGAUACCAACCUUUAGCUACACAGAUCGAUCCCAAUGAACUGCAAGAACUUUUUCAGGAUACGUCUGCCAGCGUCUUCCGAAUUAAUGCCAAUGUGACAUCUCUGGAAAGGAGCCUGAAGUCUCUGGGGACACCAAAUGACACACCAGAACUGCGUGAUGGAUUGCACACAACUCAGCAAGAGACUAACAAAACCAUCACAACUUGCACAAAUGCUAUCCGGCAGCUGACUGAGGUCAUCAGAGGUUCUUCAAGGCAAGAACGACUCCAAUUGGACCGGCUGAAGAACCAACUUUCUGAUGCCAUUCAGCGAUAUGGCGCAGUACAAAAGAAAAUUGCAGAGAAGUCCAAAGCCCUGCUUCCCACAGGACAGAGAACCAGGAAGCAGCAAAGUCCCAGGACUCCUUUCGCUGACCUGGCUGAUGAUGAGAAGAUCUUCAAUGGUGGAGAUAGCAUGUGGGCGGAGCAGAAUCAGGAACAUGCCCUGCUCUCUGAAAUCACAGAGGAGGACCUGGAAGUCAUCCGUCAGCGGGAAGAAGCCAUCCAACAGAUCGAGAGUGAUAUGUUGGACGUUAACCAGAUCAUUAAGGACUUGGCCUCCAUGGUAUACGAGCAGGGUGACACGAUAGAUAGCAUCGAAGCCAACAUUGAGACCGCCUCUUCUAAUGUAGAGUCUGCCAAUGAGCAAUUGGCAAAGGCCAGUCAACACCAACGACGAGCUCGGAGGGUGAAGUGCUGCGUCAUCUCUGCUGGCCUGGCGGUCCUGCUGGUCUUCAUCAUAAUCAUUGCGGUUUCCGUCAAGAAGUAACCCCACCCACCAGGUUUCCACAGAUGUCUACGAAACAAGUGAUGGAAUUAGCGGGGAAAGGUGGCAAUAUCCAUGAAAGCAAAAGAACAGAUUUCAAAUUGGAUCUGCAGAUUUGUGAGCUUCUGCCUGGCAAACACGCUUCAUGACACCUCUUUCAUUUGCGCAUAUUUUGCCGUCAGGAGUGCAACCCAGUGUAACCACGCAGUUCUCCUGCAAACAGCAAAACAGAGCCAUGUCAGCAAGAGGAGGAUGAAGACUCUGCUAUUUUUAUAGUGCAUCGUCCCUCGUUUAACUCUAGCCUGGAGAUACAUUUGUGAAAGCAUUUUGAAUUGUACCAAAUGAGACCCAUUUUCCACUGAUGGGAGCUGAAUAUUGUAUGCUUUGACAAUUGGUUUUUAAAAUCAUCAAAAUCUCUUCUUCUCCCCCCCCCUCCCCUUGCUGUAUAGUUUCCAUUUUGGUAAGUGAUGUUUUUCUCCAAUUACACCUAGAAUCCUAUUUGUUUUAUUCUCUUCUGAGAUGAAUCCAGUGCUUGCCUUUUAUUGCCCUCUUUUUAAAAGUAAAGGGAGCUC
Messenger RNA from Elgaria multicarinata webbii, 1673 nucleotides. It is a transcript of the gene TSNARE1, whose product is annotated as t-SNARE domain containing 1. The transcript is spliced from 13 exons. The record is from RefSeq and is a predicted model, not a curated record. Gene Ontology annotation, biological process: intracellular protein transport; vesicle fusion; vesicle-mediated transport. The coding region runs from base 229 to 1104 and encodes 291 amino acids. Gene Ontology annotation, molecular function: SNAP receptor activity; SNARE binding. NCBI's taxonomy places the organism in Eukaryota, Metazoa, Chordata, Lepidosauria, Squamata, Anguidae. Gene Ontology annotation, cellular component: SNARE complex; endomembrane system; membrane.